UGCAUGAUAAAAAAUAUGUUUCCUUUUUUCCUUCAGAUUUUACCCAUAAUGAAAUUUGUUCGUGAAUUUGUGAUAAAUAAUCCACUGUGUGUAUGCAGUGAUGAAAUAGCUGCAGUUAAAAAAGACUUGAUAGGUGAACAUGACAAAAUGAAGUUAAAACAAGAUUCGUCACAUGUUCUGUUGAAGAUCGUACAGGAACAAUACUUUAUGAAUCUCAAAAUUAUGGUGCCUGAUAAAUAUCCCUUGGAACAAGUAUCGAUUGAGGCUUCAGAGAGUAAUUUUCCGAACUUGUUGAAAGUUUUCUUUGUAGGACAAGCUGUAGAAAUAGCCAGAAAAUGUGUGCAGCCUCCUCUGAAACCUAAUAAAAAAGAUCCUCCAUUUAAGCCAAGAGUCUCGUUACGUGAAGUGUGUGAGUUUUUAAUCAAAGAUUGUGUGAAGAGAUACCCGCUGGAGAUAUGUCCUUGUUGUAAAGAUAGAGUAAUGUUACGAGAUCCAGAGGAAGUUGCGAAAGAUCCAAGGAAGAGGGUAGAACGUGUUUACUGUGGUCACCUUUAUCAUCAUGGAUGUCUCGCAAAAUAUAUGAAAACUCCACCAUUUAAAGAUGGGAAAUUUUGUCCCAGCUGUGGUAAAAGAAUAUUCCAUGACAAAUGGAAAGUAACGCCGGAAUUAGCAGAAGCGAGAUGGGCUCAUAAACAGGCAAGAGAAAGGGAGUUAGCGGAAGUGACAGACUUCCUGAGUUGAUGUUACAACAUUUUAGGAUAUUGUUAAAUGCUCUAAUAUAUUUUACCUUGUUAAAAAAUAGAAACAGAGAGGGUGAAUAAUGAAGUCUACCCCUUUUUUAAUGACCGAUUUCUAUCGUAUAAAUUUAUUUGAACACUGCUAUGAUAUCGCAGGUAUUGUUAACCCCUUACACUGUUCUAGAAUUUGUAUUAUGAAAUUGCCUUUGCUUUUAAUUUGGAACUAUCCAUAGCUUAUCUAAGGGACAGGAAUGCUAAAGUUUAGCAGACAUUAGUAAGUAUGUAUAGGAAGUCUUGGCUGAGAAAAUCUUGUAUGGUAUGCCUACUUAGCUUACAGGGAGAACAUCUGGUUUUGUAAUCCAGGUUUGAUCAUUGGGCGAAGUGAAAUUUCAUGACAAUCUUGUUGAGUCCAAUGGUUAUUUUCUAUCACCACUAAUUCAGAUAUCAUGUUGGAUUUAUAUCCGGUCACUUGUGUAAAAAUUCCUAAUUACUGGUUAGUUAUCCAGCAAAACUGGUUAGGUGGACCCAAUGCCAAGAAAUGACCAUAUAUCUUAUGAAAUUGGCAUAAAAAAUGCUAUUCAUCAUGGCACAUAGAGUUGAAGAUUCUUGGAAUGGUUGGCCAAAUCUGCAUGGAAUAUAUUUGAUAUUUAUAUGGAUUUUUUUUCUCUAAUGCUGUAAAAAAAGAAGAAAUCAAUUUUGAUUUGCAAAUAUUAAAUUCAAAGGAACUUGUGCAUGAUGAAAGAAAUAAUUGUAUUUUUUUCUCAUUUGAAAUGAUAUUUAAGCGAUUGUGUUCUAUUUUGUUUUUUGUUUAAACUAUUUUUUGGGAUGCAUAAUUACAUUGAGUUUGAGCCAAAGCAUGAAUGUCAAGUUUUAUUGUAAUCAAACAUAUUUAAUGAAUUAAAUUUUCAAUAUACUUUAAAUGGUAGCCUGCAAAAAUUGAUUCAAAAAUAUUUUUAUAUUCAUUGGAAUAAAGAUUGACAUCUACAUCUGAAGCUGAUUAUAACUGUCUGAAGUAUGUGAUGUGACACUUUGAUAUAUCUUAUUUCAAUUCUUUGUGGAGGCAUUUUGGUACUAAAGCUUGUUAUCUUUUAUGCCUUUGCCCAGAUGUAUAGAUAGGGUGGUCAUAUUGUGGUUAACAGGUCUGUUGGUUUGAGACAGGUAUGUUAAAAAGAUAUUUAACCCUGGCCAUAGCACUGCAGUCAUGUCUAUGAAAGCAAUAAAAGUCUUGGUCAUUUAAUAAACAUGCUUCCAUUUUCCAUUUAAAGCAUAACUUUGCACACAUUAAUUUUAUGCAAUUUGAUGCCUCUUUUUGCAAGACCCACUUAAAGGUCAAUGGUCAAGGUCACAAUGACACCCAAAUAUCAAAUUUUAAUUAUAUCCAUAUAACAGACACAGCCUUUAAUCUUCAGGGAUUUAUGCACCAACUAAAGCUUCAAAUGUCAAGGUCAUUGUGAUCCAAAUGGCAAAUAUUUACUUUGAUCAUAAAAUAAAACAUGCUUUCACCAAAAGCAUUCUGACUUCAUAUGUGUAUAUAUGCAUCUUGAUGUGCUCUACCCGCUAGACACACUUGGAGGUCACCAGAGUUUUCUGUUAAUUUGAAAACAUUUCAGUGGGGUAUGCUAUAAAGUUAUGCUCAGUAUGUGUGGUGGAUGACUGCACAUCAUACCUAGAUGUGAUUAUGAAUGUAAGAUUUAUGCCAUUUGAUAUAUGUUUUUAGUAUAUAAUCAGAUUUGAGGGCAGAAAAAAAUCUUUGAUUGAAAAUUUUGUAUUUUUAGAACUUGUAUUACAUGUAUUAAAAUGAGCGCUUACAGCUGAUAGAUUUAGAGCUGUUAUUACAAUUAUAGGCAUAAUAAAUAAUGGUAUGUGCUUUAAUUGAUAAAUAAUGUAAUGAUACUAGAUCAACAGAUAUGUUGAUAAGUUAUGUUGAUAUUUUUAUUUGUAAAGGCAUUUGAUAAAAUGAGAAGUUUCUGCAGGAUUUUUCAUCAAAUUUGCAUAUUCAACUUUUG
Molecule: messenger RNA, 2743 nt
Organism: Ruditapes philippinarum (Manila clam)
Lineage: Eukaryota; Metazoa; Mollusca; Bivalvia; Venerida; Veneridae
Exons: 5
Coding region: 4-741 (245 amino acids)
Source: RefSeq, a predicted model, not a curated record